UGCCUUCCGCUCCUCACACAGAGCAGCUCCAAAAUUUCUGUGUGAUUCACGGAUUUCCAUUUUUCAAGGCUGUAUUUAUGUAACUUGACAAUAGGUGUAGAAGCUCAAGUCUUCAUUUUGUUAUUAGUUCCUGUUAUUCAUCUGAUUACUAGCUUUUGCAUCAAAGUCAAUUCUGAGUUUUAGAAUUCUUUACAAGACUGAUUUUUCUGUAGAAUUUAUUUAGUAUUUAAAAUUUCUUCUCAACGAGGUAUUAUCAACAUAAUGUCUACCUCCGAUUCUCUCUUUUUUGAUGCUGUUGAAGACAAUAAUAUAACUACUGUCAAAAAUAUGAUUCAGAACAAAAUGGUUGAUGUAAACAGUUUCGAUUCAUUCGGAAAAACUGCUUUACAUAUUUCAGUCGAAAAAGGAUUCGUAGAGUUAACAAAAGAACUUAUAGAUGCCACAUCUGACAUUAAUGCUCUAGCAUCAGAUGAAACGACCCCUUUUUCUAUAGCUGCUGAGAAUGGUAACAGCAUAUUGAUUGAACUACUGUUAGAACAAUCGAACCUAGAUGUAAGCAGGUCUUAUCAUGGGAAAACAACGUUACAUAUAGCAUCUGAAAAGGGUCACACUGAUGUUUUAAAGGCACUAUUAGCAGACCACCGCUGCACACAUUACGUCAACAUGAAAGACUCAUCUGGAAAAACUCCAGUACACAUUGCUGUUGAGUACGGUCGAACUAAUAUCUUAUCUAACUUACUGGAGAAAACUCACGAUGUUAAUGCUGUCGAUAAAAAUGGCUGCACACCUCUUUGGAUUGCAAUAGAAAAGAAUCAAGAGAAAUGUGCGCAAAUCUUGCUUGAAGAUGAGCGAGUCGAUGUUAAAACCCGCCAUUUUAGUCAAACACCUUUAGAGCGUGCUCUGAAGGAGAAGAAUACAAACAUAUCCAAGUUAAUCAUUGACAUAGUUGGUGAUAUUGAAAUUAGAGAUGAAGACGGAUUAAAUCCUUUACAUCGUGCUGUAGAUGAAGGAAUGCUAGAUGUCGUUGAUUACCUGAUUAAAAAAGGAGCAAAUAUCCAAAGUAAAACUAAGAAUGGUAACACGCCUUUGCAUGUCGCCGCUAGGAGAGGAAAUUUAGAAGUAGCUAAAUUUCUUGUUAAUAAUGGGGCUGACAUUCAUGCAAGGAGUGAAAAUUAUCACAAUUGCACACCACUUCAAUGCGCUGUAAUGUGCUCAAAACUGGAAGUUGCUAAAUUUCUAAUUUCUGUGGGCUCGGACAUAAAUGCUCAUUACCCUUGUGCUCAUUACUCAAUCGAUAGAGGAGGAACUCUAUUACAUUGGGCAUCACGGAAAAUGGAUGAAGAAGAAUUAAUCAGAUUUUUAGUAGAGAACGGAGCAGAUGUCAAUGCUACUGAGUACGGUGGAAGGACACCUCUAUGUUUACUUGUUAAGCACCGUGGUAGUUUUGCCGUGAUGAGAUACCUCAUAGAAAAGGGAGCCACUCUUAACAAUGAACGAGGUGGCACACCACUGUAUUGGGCUUUUUCUGUUGAUUAUUAUGGAGAUCCAAAGGCAGCCGAUUUUCUCAUAGAAAUGGGAACUGAUGUCAACAGCUGUAUUGACUACCAUGGAUAUGAGUGGGAUCAAAUGAGAAGUGCUUUACACUUGGCCAGACAUUUAUCUACUGUGAAUCUCCUCAUAGAUAAAGGCGCAAAUGUCAAUGCAAUGGACAAGUCGCUAAAUACACCUUUGCACUUAGCGCGAACUCCCUCCAUAGCAAAAUGUCUCCUAGAACACGGAGCAAAAGUCAAUGCUUCAAACAUAUUAGGGGAUACACCUUUGCAUUUUGUUCAGAAUUUCCACACAGCAAAAAUUCUCAUAGAAAAAGGUGGAAAUGUCAAUGCAUCUAAUAACGAGGGUUACACACCAUUACAUACUGCUCGGAACACAGCCAUCGCAAAACUGCUCUUAGACAAUGGCGCAGAACUGAAGGCGGUUACUAAAGAUGGCAAAACUGUUGUACACACAAGUGCUGAAGUUGAUGUAUUUUCACACUCACAAUAUUUAGAUGUGCCUGAGGUAGUAGAAUUUUUUUUGCAGAAGGGUAUAGAUGUUAAUGUUACUGACAACAGUGGUAAUACACCUUUGCACUGUUGCGGAACAUCUGACAACAUUCAAGUUGCUGCGGUACUUAUAGAGAAAGGAGCUAACACCAGAGCACUGAACAAAUCGAAUAAGACACCUGUAGAGUGUGCCCAAUUUUUUUACUCUGGCGGUGGUGCAUUUUGCAGAAUGCUUCAUACAAUCGAUAAAAUAUUUACUGCGAUCAUUGACAAUGAGGGCAUUAAGAGAAUAAGACGCUUGCUUCGAGAAGUGAAAACUAUCAACCUGACUCAAGAUGAUAGUAAACUCACUCCUUUACACUAUGCAGUAAAACAAAAUAAUAAAAAGAUGGUACAAUUUCUUCUACAAGAAAAAAUUACUCAAAAAAACACAAGUAGAACUUUCCUUGGGCGACCGUUUAAGGGUGAAGGAACUUCAAGGUCCUGUGAUCUUUACACCGCUAGUAUUUUGGAUAAAAUCAAUGUAAAUCCUCGCUGCAAGAAUAACUGGACACCUUUGCAUUAUGCUGCUAUAGGAGAUGACCCAGAGAGCGUAACACUACUCCUUCAAUGCGGGGCAGCAUAUGAAGCUAAGACAAACAAGGGUAAGAGACCCUUGGAUCUAACAGAGUGCAAUUCUAUCAAAGAAAUUUUGAUAAUGGUAGGCGAACUUUUUGAAGCUGUAAAAAAAGGAAAACAAGAACUCGUCAGUGAGCUUGUAAAAAAGAAUUAUGGUAUCGUAAAUGCUGUUGACAGUAAUGGUUACAGUCCUUUAUACUUUGCUGUAAGUAAUGCCUUCAAAGACAUAACUUCAUUGCUUUUAGAAAACGGUGCAAAUGUGGCUCAAGUAACCAAUUCAGGUAGCACACUACUUCAUAUAGCUGCUGCGAAGGGUGAUGCGGAAUUAACAGAUACUAUCUUCAAACACGCCAAGGAGAAUGGAAGGUUAAAUGUUUUUGUAAAUUCCGAAGAAGAAAAAGGGACUACUGCGCUUCAUAUAGCUGCGCAGAACAGUUCGGUGAAAAUUACGAAGGCUCUUCUAAAACACGGCGCAACUUAUAACGCCAGAAAUGAAGAAAAUAAGAGACCACUUGAUCUCUCCAGAAGUGAGGAUAUUACAAAUAUACUGGACUUAACAGAAGAGUUGUUUGUAGCUGCCGUAGAAAGUAGUGAGGAAGUCCUAAGUAGACUGGACACUCUGGAACUUGAUGAUUUUCUUGCAGUCACAAAUACCUGUGAUUAUUAUGGACAAACUCUUGUGAAUAUCAUUGAGAAUAAUGCGCAACCAUCGGUUACUCGUAAGUUAUCAGAAAUGAUGAAGUUGAAGGAAAGAGAACACUUGUUACGGACCAACCCAUGUCACUAUUCCCGGAACCCCUGUCACUCAGAGGAAGGACUUGAGGACUUGGAUUUAGGUUUUGGAUUAUUUGAAACGCAAGUUAUCAUAAUGUCUAAUUUUGACUCUCCCUUAUUUGCUGCUGUAGAGAGCAAUAACAUAUCUUUACUGAGCACCAUUAUGCAAAAUAAAAUCAUUGACAUGAAUGAGCUCAAUUCAUGUGGCAAAACAACACUACACAUCGCAGUUGAAAAAGGAUUUGUAGAAUUAACAAAAAAGCUCAUAGAAGUGAAUUCUAAUAUUAAUGCACUGACGCCUGAUGAGAAAACACCUCUUGUAAUAGCAGCUGAGGGUGGUAAUGUUGCAUUGGUUAAACUACUAUUGGAACAACCUAAUUUAGAUGUAAGUAGGCUUCAACAUGGUAAAACACCUUUACACAUAGCUUGUGAAAAAGGUCAUACCAACAUUGUAAAAGUUCUGUUGGCGGAUAAUCGCUGCUCACAUUAUAUUAACACAUAUUUCAAUGGGAAAGCCCCAAUACACAUUGCCUCUGAGUAUGGUCAAACGGAAAUCCUAUCCAAUUUACUGGAGAAGGAACUUGAUGUCAAUGCUGUUGAUGACGAUGGCUGCACAUCACUCUGGAUUGCAAUAGAAAAGAAUCAAGAGAAAUGUGCGCAAAUCUUGCUCAAAGAUGAGAGAGUUGAUGUUAAAACCCGCCAUUUUAGUCAAACACCUUUAGAGCGUGCUCUGAAGGAGAAGAAUACAAACAUAUCCAAGUUAAUCAUUGACAGAGUUGGUGAUAUUGAAAUUACUGAUGAAGGCGGAUUAAAUCCUUUACAUCGUGCUGUAGAUGAAGGAAUGCUAGAUGUUGUUGAUUACCUGAUUAAGAAAGGAGCAAAUAUCCAAAGUAAAACUAAGAAUGGUAACACGCCUUUGCACAUUGCUGCAAUGGAUGGGCAUACAGAAGUAGCUGAACUUCUUGUAGAAAAUGGUGCUGAUAUCCAUGCAAGAAGUGAAAAUUAUCACAAUUGCACACCACUUCAAUUCGCUGUAGUAUGCUCAAAACUGGAAGUUGCAAAGUUUCUAAUUUCUGUGGGCUCGGACAUAAAUGCUUAUUACCCUCAUGCUCAUUAUGCAAUGGAUAGAGGAGGAACUCUAUUACAUUGGGCAUCACGGAAUAUUGGCGAAGAAGAAUUAAUAAGAUUUUUAGUAGAGAAUGGAGCGGAUGUAAAUGCCACCGAAAAGGAUGGAAGAACACCCCUGUGUUUGCUGGUGAAGCAUAAUCUUUCUCGUUCUCUUGAUACAAUGAGGUACCUUAUAGAGAAGGGAGCUACUCUUAACAAUGCCCGAGGUGGCACCCCGCUCUAUUGGGCUAUUCGCGAGGAUUAUGGUGGAGUCGAUCCCAAGGCAGCCGAUUUUCUCAUAGAAAUGGGAACUGAUGUCAACAGCUGUAUUGACUACCAUGGAUAUGAGUGCGAUCAAAUGAGAACUGCUUUACACUUGGCCAGACAUUUAUCUACCGUGAAUCUCCUCAUAGAUAAAGGUGCGAAUGUCAAUGCAAUGGACAAGUCACGAAAUACACCUUUGCACUCAGCUUGGACCCCAUCCAUUGCAAAAUGCCUCAUACAACAUGGAGCAGAAGUUAAUGCCUCAAACGAAUCGGGGGAUACACCCCUACAUUUUGUACAGAAUUUCCACACAGCAAAAAUUCUCACCAAGGAAGGUGCAAAUGUCAAUGCAUCUAAUAACGAGGGUUGCACACCAUUACAUACUGCUCGAAACGCAGCCAUAGCAAAACUGCUCCUAGAAAAGGGAGCAGAAUUGAAGGCAGUCUCGAAGGAUGGAAAAUCUGUUCUGCACACUGCAGCUGAGGGUGAAUUUGAGGGUGUGCCAGGCGUGGUUGAGUUUUUUUUGCAAAACGGUAUUGAUGUUGAUACCGUCGAUAACUACGGCAAUACUCCUUUGCACCUUUGUGGAAUAUCCUCCAAUAUUCCAGCUGCAACCGUAUUAUUGAAUAAUGGAGCUAAAAUCAAUGUACGUAACAAAUCAAACAAGAGACCCAUAGAGAUCGAUCGAUAUCCUGACUCAGUAAAUUAUCUUCUUAGCAGGAAGCUGAGUGCAGUGGAUCAAAUUUUUACCGCAGUUAUUGAUAAUGAGGGCAUCGAAAAAGUGAAAGGCUUACUUCAAACAGUUGAAGCUGUCAACCUGAAACAAGAAGAUAGUCAACUUACUCUUCUACAUCAUGCUGUGAAGCAAAAUAAUAAAACAAUUCUACGAUUUCUUUUACAAGAAAAAAUUACCCCAAGAAGCACUAACCGAAUUUUCCCUCGACUGUUCAAAAGAGGAGCUCCAAGGAGUGGUGAACCUCACAUCUCUCGUAUUUUGGAAAAAAUUAAUGUAAAUCCUCCCUGCAAGAAUAACUGGACUCCUUUGCAUUAUGCUGCUAAAGGAGAUGACCCAGAGAGCGUAACUCUACUCCUUCAGUGCGGGGCAGCAUAUGAAGCUAAGACAAAAGAGGGUAAGACACCCUUGGAUCUAGCAGAGUGUAACUCCAUCAGAGAAAUUUUGACAAUGGCAGAUGAACUUUUUGAAGCUGUGAAAAAAGGGAAACAAGAUCUCGUCAGUGAACUCGUAAAAAAGAAUAAUGGUAUUGUAAAUGCUGUCGACAGUAAUGGUUGCAGUCCUUUAUACUUUGCAGUAAGUAAUGCCCUCAAAGACAUAACAUCAUUACUUUUAGAAAAUGGUGCAAAUGUGGCUCAAGUGACCAAUUCAGGUAGCACACUACUUCAUAUAGCUGCUGCGAAGGGUGAUGCGGAAUUAACAGAUACUAUCUUCAAACAUGCUGAGAAGAAUGGCAGAGCAAAUGUUUUUGUUAAUGCCAAGGGAGAAAAUGGAACCACAGCUCUUCAUAUUGCUGCUCAGAAUGGAUCAGUAGAGAUGACAAAAGCUCUACUGAAACAUGGAGCCAUGUAUAACGCCAGAAACAAAGAAAAUAAAAAACCCUCCGAUCUCUCAAGGAAGGAGGAUGUCACCAGCAUUCUAAACUUGGUAGAAGAAUCAUUCAAAGCUGGGGAAGAAAAUACCGUGGAGCUGUUGAGCAGAUUACGGGAAAUGGAAUUUGAUGAAUUUUUCGCUGUGACAAAUGCUCAGGAUUAUUACGGACAAACCCUACUGGAUUAUAUUCGUAAUAAUGGGCACCCAUUUGCAGGCAGUGAAUUUUCAGAAAUUAAGAAGUCCAAGGAUAGAGAACUUUUGUUGCAGACGAACCCAUGUUAUUAUUCUCAACCCCCUGUUUAUUCACAAGAAGAACUUGAUGAUAUAGAUUUAGGUUUUGGGUUAUUUGAUGGUUGAUUUUAGGAUAGACUCACGAUUUCCUCUGAAAAUUUCAGUUUUUUAAUGUAUUUCUUUGAUAGAAUUUACAUGUCAUGAUCAUCAGGGUAUUUUCAUUGAAAGCAGAAUUCCAUAUUCCGCAAACGUUUUGCAAUUUUUUGUAUGACAUUUUAAAUGAAAAGCAUUUUUUUGGAGCAUUAAGUGCACUUUACGUGUGAGCAAUAAACUUCCACCUAAUACAUGUACUAAACAUGGUAAUUCAAGUACUAAACAUACGGUAAUUUGCCAGGACAACAUACCUCUUUUAAGUCGAUCAACUGACAGAUUGCAGAUACUCGUAGAAAAGAAAUGAUUAUUCAUCUUCUCAUCCUAGCAACAGUUCAAGAAGCCAUCUG
Bemisia tabaci is the source of this 7142-nucleotide messenger RNA. NCBI's taxonomy places the organism in Eukaryota, Metazoa, Arthropoda, Insecta, Hemiptera, Aleyrodidae. The record is from RefSeq and is a predicted model, not a curated record.